Fulmarus glacialis (Northern fulmar) is the source of this 604-nucleotide messenger RNA. RefSeq names its product phosphoribosyl pyrophosphate synthetase 2 (gene PRPS2). The transcript is spliced from 5 exons. Bases 77 to 604 code for a protein of 175 amino acids. NCBI's taxonomy places the organism in Eukaryota, Metazoa, Chordata, Aves, Procellariiformes, Procellariidae. Gene Ontology annotation, cellular component: cytoplasm; ribose phosphate diphosphokinase complex. Gene Ontology annotation, molecular function: magnesium ion binding; ribose phosphate diphosphokinase activity. Gene Ontology annotation, biological process: 5-phosphoribose 1-diphosphate biosynthetic process; purine nucleotide biosynthetic process; ribonucleoside monophosphate biosynthetic process. The record is from RefSeq and is a predicted model, not a curated record.
AGAGAUUGGUGAAAGUGUGAGAGGAGAAGAUGUGUAUAUCAUCCAGAGUGGCUGUGGAGAAAUAAAUGACAACUUAAUGGAACUGCUCAUCAUGAUCAAUGCUUGCAAGAUUGCAUCAUCCUCCAGAGUGACUGCCGUAAUUCCAUGUUUUCCAUAUGCCAGGCAAGAUAAGAAAGACAAGAAGGGGUCCGUGGAGCGUUGGAGUCGUGCUCCAAUCUCUGCAAAACUUGUUGCCAACAUGCUGUCAGUUGCAGGGGCUGACCACAUAAUCACCAUGGACUUGCAUGCUUCUCAGAUUCAGGGUUUCUUUGACAUUCCAGUAGAUAACCUGUAUGCAGAACCUGCAGUGCUGCAGUGGAUUAAAGAGAACAUUUUGGAGUGGAGAAACUGUAUCAUAGUCUCACCUGAUGCAGGUGGUGCAAAAAGGGUUACUUCAAUUGCUGACAGACUGAAUGUGGAAUUUGCUCUCAUUCAUAAGGAAAGAAAGAAAGCAAAUGAGGUGGACAGAAUGGUCUUGGUUGGUGACGUGAAAGACAGAGUAGCAAUUCUUGUCGAUGAUAUGGCUGACACAUGUGGCACAAUAUGUCAUGCAGCAGACAAGUAA